AUGAUGUUCCUCUUCUUCACUCUUUUCCUUGCAGCUUCUGUAACCGCGCAGCUCACAACCGCUAUUCCCCUCCUUAGGUCGGGCUUCGGCACAGACAAAAUCGGCUUUUACGCCUCCGUCAUUGGCGUCUCAGGCCCCAACACCACUCUCGCAGUCACCUACGACAAUGGCACAGACACACGCGCCGUUGGCCUCAUGAGGGAACCUACAACGAUGACCAUCAGCCCAAACAUGUUUGACUUCGACACAGACGUCCCCACGUCCAGCGGCACCAACUUCUACAAUCUGCGUUGCGACUUGCAAGCCAGCGCAGACCCGGCAUGCACGCUGUCCUACAAUCCAUCAAUGGCGCGACGCGUGCUCUGUCCCAACAUGGUGAGCACCACGGAAACGAUUUACCAGUACUACGUGCAUACAUAUCCCGCGCGCUUGGGAUACGAGGCGGGCGUAGAGACGGUCAUGCGGGAUAUCACGAUUGGUGUGAAUACGCGCGCCAGGCCAACGUGGUGUACAGACAGUAGCUAUCUCCCGUCUGAGGGACUGGUGGAGAGGCCAUCGGUGAGUCGCGAGGAUGUGGCUUCGUAUCAGGUGGUCGUCACCGCUGGAGAGGAGAAAUUGAAGGCGACGCAGGGGAGUGGUGUCAGUGGCUCAGUCGCUACUCCUACUGUCUCUGUGCCCCUGUCUACUUUUACUGGGGCGGCGGCGCCGGUCAAGACAGUCAUGCCAGCACUUGUAGGAUUUGGCGCUGUCGCGGCUGCGUUCUUGUAG
Messenger RNA from Parastagonospora nodorum SN15, 768 nucleotides. RefSeq lists its product as hypothetical. Lineage: Eukaryota; Fungi; Ascomycota; Dothideomycetes; Pleosporales; Phaeosphaeriaceae. The transcript has a single exon. The record is from RefSeq and is a predicted model, not a curated record. Bases 1 to 768 code for a protein of 255 amino acids.